Molecule: messenger RNA, 1449 nt
Organism: Talaromyces marneffei
Lineage: Eukaryota; Fungi; Ascomycota; Eurotiomycetes; Eurotiales; Trichocomaceae
Exons: 3
Coding region: 1-1449 (482 amino acids)
Source: RefSeq, a predicted model, not a curated record
AUGGCUUUCCAACUAUGGAACCUUCAAUGGCUAGUAGGCCUGGCUCUGUUAGGUACACCUGUGACAUAUAUUGCGUUCACCAGAUCGAGAGGAGGCCGUGCCCGCAAAGCAUCAACAGCAAAGACACCACCCCGCUCGUUAUCACCAGAGAAAAGGCCAGUAGCAACGUCUACUACAGAUUAUAAAGAUGUUCUACCACCCCCGCGACGAGACGCGAUGCUCAAGAUGAAGGGCAAAAUACCCAAGACAGCAUCGAAACAUAUCAGUGAGGAACAUAUGCUCAAAAACAUUCUUCCUAUGACCCAGAACUAUGAAACCGCUGAAGAUGGGCUUUACACGUCUAUGGGUUUCUCGGUCAAGGAGAUUAGGGAGAUGGGUGAUCUUCCGGAUUACUCUGCGUUGAGCGGUGUGCCGUUGCCGAAUGCCUAUGAGCAAUUCAAGAUUGAGAAGGCUUUGCCUCGACCGUACCGGCCGUUUAGAUGGAAUUAUCAUCAGACUAUGUCAUUGAAAAAACUCGAGACAGAUUGGUGGGUCGAACUCGAAAAUACAUACAAAGAACGAAUCGCUCAGCGCAAGGGUCUUUAUGAGAAGCAUGGCAAGGAAGUGCUUGACUGGAUGCCAGGAUCCGAACUUGCUUGCAAGGAAUUGAUGGAGAUGGUUCUGCAAUUUAUCUGUGCUCGCUACCCUCAAUAUUUCUCCAUUCGGGACAACCGUAUCUUGGUAAACAAGAUUCUAGAGACAGAGCAGGACAUUCGCGCCAAGAAUCCUUUGGAAAUCCUUAUGGACAAUGUCCCUGAAGACUUUGCCAUCACCAUGCGAGAUGACAAAACUGGAUAUUAUGUCUUUCGUGCGGGUGUGAUCUGCUCAUCACUCGGCUGGAAUAUCGGUACCAAGAUUGGACUUCAAUUGCAUGAGAUUCAUUCAAUUGUUCCAGACUACAAAGAGAAGAUGAAGUUCUCUAUGGAUAGAUUUUUCACAAAGAUGCCGGCGGACAAGCCAAUCCAACGCGGCUCGUGGGGCUUGGAGAUCGAUCAACCGUUGUACAUGCCAGCAGGACAUCCACAUGAGAAACUGAGACUGUCACAAAACCCUGACCUUACUCUUGACGAUUGCUUCCUCCGAGUUGACUGGCAGACAUUGCGACGUCUUCCCAUCUCUGGAGCCAUCGUCUUCAACUUCAAGGCGUUAUUCACUUCAGUCCAGGAAUUCAGAGAUGAGCCAAAGGUCCCCGCGUUGAUUGCGAAGGUUCUUCGAGGCGGAAAGGAAAAUCUCAUGAAGUAUAAAGGCACCUGGCAUGUAGAGCAUAUUGUGCUUCCCGCAUUGGAUAAGUGGAAUCAGGAGCAAGAAGACAACAGUACCAUUGAAAGAAAUUGGGAGGUGACCACAUUAGAUGAGGAUCCCUGGUUCAAGGGUUGGGAAGAGAAAUGGCACCGUCAACAGGGGUUUUAG